AUGGAGACCGCAAGGCAAGUGCUCUGUCUCUGUGUUUUCGUCUCCCUGCCGCACGCUCGCGCCGAGCCCAUCCGCUACUCCGUAGCCGAGGAGAGCGAGAGCGGCUCCGUGGUAGCCAACGUGGCGGAGGACGCGGGGCUGGCCCCGGCGCAGCUCUCGGCUCGCCGCGCCCGCCUGCUCUCGGAGGACGGCCGGCAGCACUUUCGCUUAGACCCGGGCAGCGGCCGCCUCGUCGUGGCCGAGAGGCUGGACCGCGAGGAGCUGUGUGGGCAGUCCGCUACCUGCACGCUGCCCUUCGAGCUCCUGCUGGCAAACCCCGUGCAGUUCUUUCGGGUGGAGGUGGCCGUGGAGGACAUCAAUGACCACGCGCCCGUUUUCCCGGCGGAGCGGGUCACUCUUAAGAUACUGGAAAGGAGCGACCCUGGCUCUCGUUUUCCUCUGCAGGGGGCUCGCGACCUGGAUGUUGGCAGCAACAGCGUCCAAGGUUAUAGAAUCUCUCCCGAAAAUGAGUACUUUAGUGUUGACUUUGGUAGUCAGUCUCAGGACGCUAAAUAUAUUGAACUGGUCUUGGAAAAGCUACUCGACAGGGAGGAGCAGGCAGAGGUGGAUUUCAAUCUCAUUGCUGUUGAUGGGGGCUCUCCACCCAGGAGUGGGACCACCCAAAUCCACGUUAUCAUUCUAGAUGUAAAUGACAACGCUCCCACAUUCACACAGAAGGUUUUCAUUGCACAGGUUUUGGAAAAUGCCCCAGAGGGUUCUGUUGUUUUCAGAGUAGCAGCAACAGAUCGUGAUACGGGAGUUAAUGGGGACAUCUCCUACCAGUUCAGCCAAGCAGGAGACCAGAGCUACUCAGCUUUCGUGAUUGACCCCAUGAGUGGUGAAAUUAAACUCACAAAGCCUCUGGACUUUGAGGCAGCAAAGAAACAUGAGCUCAGUGUUCAAGCAACAGAUGGUGGGGGCCUCUCAGCAAUCUGCAGAGUGUUGGUGGAGGUGGUGGAUGUGAAUGACAAUGCACCAGAGGUGAUAAUCAGUUCCUUCAGCAGCCCCCUCCCUGAGGACACAUUGCCUGGGACAGUCGUUGCCCUGUUUACUGUCAGGGACCGAGAUGCUGGUGCCAAUGGGAAGAUCUCCUGUGCCCUUGAGGACCAGCUGUCAUUCUCCUUGCGGCCAGCCUAUAAGAAUUACUUUGAGCUGGUGACUGUGAGUGCACUGGACAGGGAGGAGAUGGCACAGUACAUCCUGACAGUCACAGCAGCAGAUGCGGGAUCACCUCCUCUCACAACCACCCAGACCUUCACAGUGGACAUCUCUGAUGUGAAUGACAAUGCACCUGUGUUCAGCCAGACAUCAUACACCAUGUAUGUACGUGAGAACAAUGUUCCCACAGUGCUUGUUGGGACCGUCAUUGCUGCAGAUGCUGAUGUGGGGCUCAAUGGCAAGGUGACCUACUCCCUGGUCCCAGCCCACCUUACAGAGCAGCCUUCCUGCUCCUGCAUCUCUGUGAACUCUGAGAAUGGAGACGUGUUUGUGCUGCGGCCCCUGGACUAUGAGCAGGUGAAGCAGAUCGAGGUCUUGGUGCGUGCUUCUGAUGCAGGGUCACCUCCUCUUAGUGCUAGUGUUGCUGUCUACAUUUCUGUGGUUGAUGAGAACGACAAUGCCCCACUGGUGCUGUACCCCUCGCAGGACAGCAGCCCUGCAUCCAGUGAGCUGGUGCCCAUUUCAGCUGAGGCAGGCUACCUCAUCACUAAAGUGGUGGCCGUUGAUGCUGACUCAGGGCAGAACUCAUGGCUCUCGUACCACCUGCUGAAGGCCUCUGAUCCUGGGCUCUUUGCGGUGGGUGCCCAAAGUGGGGAGGUGCGACUGAGGAGAUCAGUGACAGAGAGAGACGCUGUGAAGCAGAAGCUCAUCAUACUGGUGCGAGACAAUGGGCAGCCACCACUGUCAGCCACUGUGGCACUGAGUGCCCUCCUGCUCAGUGACUUCUCGGACGUGCGCCUACCACACAGCAGCCUGUCCACAGAAGAGAAUGAAGGUGCCUCCUUGACAAUCUAUUUAAUAAUUUCCUUGGUCUUCGUCUCACUCCUCUUCCUGGUGUCCACAGCAGCCUUCGUCGUUCGCAAGGUGUGCAAGAGAAAGCAGAUGAAGGAUGGGCAUGUGCUUUAUGGUGCCAGCAACUUACAGAGCAGCCUGGCUGAUGCAGCUGCUGCAGGGACCCUGCCCCACGCCUAUUGCUACGAGAUCAACCUCACAACGGGCUCUGGCAACAGUGAGUUCAAGUUCCUGAAGCCCAUCCUCCCCAGCCUGCCACCACAGCUUCAUGCCACAGGUGGGGGUAUCAACAAUGAGCAAGAUUUUCCCCGUGGCACUCUCACUGUGGAGGAUGUGGCACCAGACAGCCAUGGGGUGCGUUCUGCAGAACAGUUCAAUAGGACACAGCGGCCGCGCUCUGGACCGCCAGCCGACCUUGGACAGAGAAAAGGAAUUCGAUCACCGCACCAUCGCUCUGCUGCCGGUCGCCACUUACUGUGGAGGACUGCGCGGGCCAUCCCCGACACGGAGGCUGUCCGCCGCCCCGCCAUGGAGACCGCAAGGCAAGUGCUCUGUCUCUGUGCUUUCCUCUCCCUGCCGCACGCUCGCGCCGAGCCCAUCCGCUACUCCGUAGCCGAGGAGAGCGAGAGCGGCUCCGUGGUAGCCAACGUGGCGGAGGACGCGGGGCUGGCCCCGGCGCAGCUCUCGGCUCGCCGCGCCCGCCUGCUCUCGGAGGACGGCCGGCAGCACUUUCGCUUAGACCCGGGCAGCGGCCGCCUCGUCGUGGCCGAGAGGCUGGACCGCGAGGAGCUGUGCGGGCAGUCCGCUACCUGCACGCUGCCCUUCGAGCUCCUGCUGGCAAACCCCGUGCAGUUCUUUCGGGUGGAGGUGGCCGUGGAGGACAUCAAUGACCACGCGCCCGUUUUCCCGGAGGAGCGGGUCACCAUUAAAAGCCCAGAAAUGAGCAACCCUGGCUCUCGUUUUCCUCUGCAGGGGGCUCGGGACCUGGAUGUUGGCAGCAACGGCAUCCAGGCUUAUAGAAUCUCUCCGGAAAACGAGUACUUUAGUGUUGACUUUGGUAGUCAGUCUCAGGACGCUAAAUAUAUUGAACUGGUCUUGGAAAAGCCACUCGACAGGGAGGAGCAGGCAGAGGUGGAUUUCAGUCUCAUUGCCGUGGAUGGGGGCUCUCCACCCAGGAGUGGGACCACCCAAGUCCACGUUGUCGUUCUAGAUGUAAAUGACAACGCUCCCACAUUCACACGGAAAGUUUUCAUUGCACAGGUUUUGGAAAAUGCCCCAGAGGGUUCUGUUGUUGUCAGAGUAGCAGCAACAGAUCGUGAUAUGGGAGUUAAUGGGGACAUCUCCUACCAGUUCAGCCAAGCAGGAGACCAGAGCUACUCAGCUUUUGUGAUUGACCCCAUGAGUGGUGAAAUUAAACUCACAAAGCCUCUGGACUUUGAGGCAGCAAAGAAACAUGAGCUCAGUGUUCAAGCAACAGAUGGUGGGGGCCUCUCAGCAAUCUGCAGAGUGUUGGUGGAAGUGGUGGAUGUGAAUGACAAUGCACCAGAGGUGAUAAUCAGUUCCUUCAGCAGCCCCAUCCCUGAGGACUCAUUGCCUGGGACAGUCGUUGCCCUGUUUACUGUCAGGGACCGAGAUGCUGGUGCCAAUGGGAAGAUCUCCUGUGCCCUUGAGGACCAGCUGUCAUUCUCCCUGCGGCCAGCGUAUAAGAAUUACUUUGAGCUGGUGACUGUGAGUGCACUGGACAGGGAGGAGAUGGCACGGUACAUCCUGACAGUCACAGCAGCAGACGCGGGAUCACCUCCUCUCACAACCACCCAGACCUUCACAGUGGACAUCUCUGAUGUGAAUGACAAUGCACCUGUGUUCAGCCAGACAUCAUACACCAUGUAUGUACGUGAGAACAACGUUCCCACAGUGCUUGUUGGGACCGUCAUUGCUGGAGAUGCUGAUGUGGGGCUCAAUGGCAAGGUGACCUACUCCCUGGUCCCAGCCCACCCUACAGAGCAGCCUCCCUGCUCCUGCAUCUCUGUGAACUCUGAGAAUGGAGAUGUGUUUGUGCUGCGGCCCCUGGACUACGAGCAGGUGAAGCAGAUCGAGGUCUUGGUGCGUGCCUCUGAUGCAGGGUCACCUCCUCUUAGUGCUAGUGUUGCUGUCUACAUUUCUGUGGUGGAUGAGAAUGACAAUGCCCCACUGGUGCUGUACCCCUCACAGGACAGCAGCCCUGCAUCCAGUGAGCUGGUGCCCAUUUCAGCUGAGGCAGGCUACCUCAUCACUAAAGUGGUGGCCGUUGAUGCUGACUCAGGGCAGAACUCAUGGCUCUCGUACCACCUGCUGAAGGCCUCUGAUCCUGGGCUGUUUGUGGUGGGUGCCCAAAGUGGGGAGGUGCGACUGAGGAGAUCAGUGACAGAGAGAGACGCUGUGAAGCAGAAACUCGUAGUGCUAGUGCGAGACAAUGGGCAGCCACCACUGUCAGCCACUGUGGCACUGAGUGCACUCCUGCUCAGUGACUUCUCGGACGUGCGCCUACCACACAGCAGCCUGACCACAGAAGAGAAUGAAGGUGCCUCCUUGACAGUCUAUUUAAUAGUUUCCUUGGUCUUUGUCUCACUCCUCUUCCUGGUGUCCACAGCAGCCUUCGUUGUUCGCAAGGUAUGCAAGAGAAAGGAGCUAAAGAAUGGGCAUGUGCUUUAUGGUACCAGCAACUUACAGAGCAGCCUGGCUGACGCAGCUGCUGCAGGGACCCUGCCUCAUGCCUAUUGCUAUGAGAUCAACCUCACAACGGGCUCUGGCAACAGUGAGUUCAAGUUCCUGAAGCCCAUCCUCCCCAGCCUGCCACCACAGCUUCAUGCCACAGGUGGGGGUACCAACAGUGAGCAAGAUUUCCCCUGUGGCACUCUCACUGUGGAGGAUGUGGCACCAGACAACCAUGGGAUGCGUUCUGCAGAACAGUUCAAUAGUCUAUCCUUUAACUAGCAUGGUGUUGGCACA
Melopsittacus undulatus (budgerigar) is the source of this 5037-nucleotide messenger RNA. RefSeq lists its product as uncharacterized. Gene Ontology annotation, cellular component: plasma membrane. The transcript is spliced from 2 exons. Lineage: Eukaryota; Metazoa; Chordata; Aves; Psittaciformes; Psittaculidae. The record is from RefSeq and is a predicted model, not a curated record. The coding region runs from base 1 to 5022 and encodes 1673 amino acids. Gene Ontology annotation, biological process: homophilic cell-cell adhesion. Gene Ontology annotation, molecular function: calcium ion binding.